AUGAGUCAGGCUUCUGUGAGUCAGUCUGUUGACAAGCCAUCCCUGGCCAUUCCUCGGCCAUUGAAAAAUAGAAGUCCAGGGGAAGGGUAUGAGGAGGCCAAUUUAAUUAGUGUGGGCUCUAAGCGCCCAGGGCCAUCUGACUCCGUCCCUCUCUCUCUCUCUCUCUCUGCCCCCUGCCCACUUCCCAGGUUAGCUUUAUACGUCUACGAAUACUUACUGCACGUAGGAGCACAGAAAUCUGCACAGACCUUCUUGUCCGAGAUUCGAUGGGAAAAAAACAUCACAUUGGGAGAACCGCCCGGGUUUUUGCACUCAUGGUGGUGUGUAUUUUGGGACCUUUACUGUGCAGCUCCUGAAAGGCGAGACACUUGUGAACAUUCAAGUGAAGCAAAGGCCUUUCAUGAUUACAGUGCAGCAGCCGCCCCGAGCCCCGUGCUUGGCAACAUUCCCCCCAAUGAUGGGAUGCCAGGAGGCCCCAUCCCGCCAGGUUUCUUUCAGCCUUUUAUGUCACCGAGAUACGCAGGCGGCCCCAGGCCUCCGAUCAGAAUGGGAAACCAGCCUCCGGGAGGAGUUCCUGGGACACAGCCCCUGCUGCCCAAUUCCAUGGACCCCACACGACAACAAGGGCACCCCAACAUGGGAGGAUCAAUGCAGAGAAUGAACCCUCCCCGAGGCAUGGGGCCCAUGGGUCCUGGCCCACAGAAUUACGGCAGCGGCAUGAGACCACCACCCAACUCCCUCGGCCCCGCCAUGCCCGGGAUUAACAUGGGCCCGGGAGCUGGCAGACCCUGGCCCAAUCCUAACAGUGCUAACUCAAUUCCAUACUCCUCCUCAUCGCCGGGUACCUAUGUGGGACCUCCUGGUGGUGGUGGCCCCCCUGGAACACCCAUCAUGCCUAGUCCUGCAGAUUCAACAAAUUCCAGUGACAACAUCUACACAAUGAUUAAUCCGGUGCCGCCUGGAGGCAGCCGGUCCAACUUCCCAAUGGGUCCCGGCUCGGACGGUCCGAUGGGAGGCAUGGGUGGCAUGGAGCCACACCACAUGAAUGGAUCGCUAGGGUCAGGUGACAUAGAUGGACUUCCAAAAAAUUCUCCUAACAACAUAAGUGGCAUUAGCAAUCCUCCUGGCACCCCUCGAGACGACGGCGAGCUAGGAGGGAACUUCCUCCACUCUUUCCAGAAUGACAAUUAUUCCCCAAGCAUGACGAUGAGUGUGUGACCCCUCCUCUUCUCCAAGACGCUGAGAGAGCCGGCAUUGCAGGCGGGAAGAUGCCAGAAAUUAUGCAAGAAGAAGUGAGGUGUCAUUACCCAGGAGCUGGGGGGAGGGGCAUCUCCCCGCUCCUCCACCCCACCUCCCCUCUCCACUCCCCCCCAUCUUUCCCAAUUUUAGUUUCAUGCAAUAAAAAGGCCGAACUUUUUAUUUCAUAAAACAUGAAGGACAAAAACUCAAAAUAAAAAUAUAUUUCAAAUCACCGACCAGAAAAAUCCCACCCCUUGCCCUUCCCCAAAAGGACCUUUUACGUACAUGACACUUUUUUUGUUGUUUUUUUGUUUUGGGGGUUUUACCGUUGGGAUUUUUUUAUUUGUUUUCAGGGGGGUUUUUUUGGGGAAAAAUUUUUAAAAAUGGAAGCUUCUAGCAAGCCCACCCCACCCGACCCAAUCAACCUCUUUGCUUUCUUUAAAAAAAAAAAAAAAAGGAAAAAGGA
Condylura cristata (star-nosed mole) is the source of this 1705-nucleotide messenger RNA. It is a transcript of the gene SSBP3, whose product is annotated as single stranded DNA binding protein 3. Gene Ontology annotation, molecular function: single-stranded DNA binding; protein binding. The transcript has 17 exons. The record is from RefSeq and is a predicted model, not a curated record. Gene Ontology annotation, biological process: positive regulation of transcription by RNA polymerase II. Gene Ontology annotation, cellular component: nucleus. Lineage: Eukaryota; Metazoa; Chordata; Mammalia; Eulipotyphla; Talpidae. Bases 1 to 1218 code for a protein of 405 amino acids.